This is a messenger RNA of Bacillus rossius redtenbacheri, 1293 nucleotides long. RefSeq lists its product as uncharacterized. The record is from RefSeq and is a predicted model, not a curated record. NCBI's taxonomy places the organism in Eukaryota, Metazoa, Arthropoda, Insecta, Phasmatodea, Bacillidae. The coding region runs from base 91 to 831 and encodes 246 amino acids. The transcript has 4 exons. Gene Ontology annotation, molecular function: N-acetyltransferase activity.
CCGCGCAACCCAUACACAGUCGAGUUCUCGUCACAGCUAAGACGCAAGUAGACGCUCGCUUCUGCAGACAACCCAAGAAUCUGACCCAGGAUGUUGGGCCGCGACUGGAGACGGCCGGUGUCGGCGCCCUACCCGAGCGUGUGGCGGCGGCUGGAGGGCAGGCGACCCGUGGGUGGCAAGGUCCCGUCCUUCGUGAUACAGGACGUGCCCGAGGGCCGCGAGGAGGAGCUGCUGGACUUCAUGGAGUCGGAGCUGCUGGUCCGGGAGCCCACGUGCCGCAGCAGCGGGGUUCCAGGGGACCCGGAGUCGCGGGCCGAGUUCCGCGCCGUGUGGCGAGACAUGCUGCGCAGCAGGAUCUCUGUGGUCGCGCUGCUGGACGAAGGGAACGGCGCCGCGGGGCCGAGGAUCGUGGGCGCCAACAUGCUGGGAGUGGCCACGCGCGCCGACAAGAGCGCCAAGCAACAGUUCUCCGGCGGGCCAACCAGGAAGAUCGUCGGGCUCCUGGACCGCCUCGACUCCAUGGCCGACCCGUUCCAGAAGUACGGCGUGCAGGAGUACAUGUCAGCCUUCGGGCUGUCCGUGGCAGAGGAGUUCAAAGGCCAGGGGCUCGGCCAGGAGCUGCUGAGGGCGCGGUUCGACGUCGGGCGGGCAGUGGGGCUGAAGCUGACGGUGACCGCCUUCACCGCCAUCGAGUCGCAGGUGCUCGCCACGAGGCUAGGCUUCGAGGUGCUGUCCGAGGUCGCCUACCAGGACUACAAGGUCGACGGGCAGGUAGUCUUUCCCGACAUUGCGACCAGAAGCGCGAAGCUCAUGGCGAAGAGGAUAGAGUGACGUACGCUGCGAGCGGCAUGGUACCAUAAAAGUAGCAGACCGAUUUUCAACUGUGCAUAUGUGCAGAAAGCACUCAACAUUUCUGAGGCUACAUUACCUUUUCACUGCUGACAUCACUGAAGAGCGUUCUUUAUCCCAGGGCUACAAAUUGCAAGCUUAUUGAUAAUGCUCUGGUGUCAGGGUAUGAUGACAUAUUUCCGGCAAAGUGCAAGCCAUAGAAAGGAAUGAACACAAACAUGUGCAUUUUACACAGUGAAAACCUUCUAUCCAUCAUUGAUGAGUUAUUUGCCAAUUUAGCUGUCUGAAACAUGUACACUGGUGCGUUUUUGAAGCAAUGUAUAAUUGUUUAUCUUUAUGUAUACAAUUUUAUAAAUGGAAAAUUCUAAUAUGUUCUGCUCAAAUAAUUACUAUUAUAAAUUAGAAUUUUGAAACAAACAUUAAAGUACUUCAUGUAAACCAAAA